UCACACCAUUUCAAAAGUUGCGAUUCCAGCCUUUAGUUCAUUAUGAAGCAUUUAGAAGUACUAACGUUCGCUGUUUUCGCAGCUACUUGGAUAGCCAUAUCACAAGGCCUAAGCUCUAGGUAUGGUUUCAAAAGUGUUAACGAUGAGCUAAUUCACAGACAGUUUGUAGUUGUUGGAUCAUCUUGGUGGCGUAGAGUAACCGCAGAUGUAGUUUUUCCUCCUCCGGGUUACGUGAACACGAAGAUUAUAUCUGCUAUUUACGUGAUUGAUCAGACUGGAGGAACAAAUACUACUACAGGAUAUGCAUCGUUAUCCAAAGGUGGUCCUGGUGAAAAGAAUGUGACUUUGCAUAUCAAAGCUCCGUAUGGCGUGGGUUUAAAUUUCACUGUGGAAAUUUAUGGAUUACGAGAUUAUAAUAUAGUGAAUCAUAGAUUGGGUUACGGCAGGUAGAAUGGGCUGGCGAUUGAUGAAGUUAUCGAAUCAUGGUUGGAAGAAAGUUAUCUACUUCCAAAAGUUCAUGAUCUGUUUGAUAAUCAAUUUAUAAAAAUAUUGUGACGGCAAUGCCACAUCCAUAACUUUUUAUUUAUUAAAAUUUUAAUUGUAAAUUUUGUAAACUUUAUUAUUGAAAAAUAAAUAUUACUUUACUUUUUCUUACAAUGUAA
Messenger RNA from Eupeodes corollae, 662 nucleotides. Its product is annotated as probable salivary secreted peptide. Lineage: Eukaryota; Metazoa; Arthropoda; Insecta; Diptera; Syrphidae. Bases 43 to 450 code for a protein of 135 amino acids. The record is from RefSeq and is a predicted model, not a curated record. The transcript has 2 exons.